AUGGCAGACAGUGUUGAGAACAAGCGCAAUCGCCCUCGCGAAAAUGUCAAGAUCCUCUACGACUACGAACUCACCAACGCACCCGGCAAGUCCAUCGUCGGUCUCGAAGUCCACUACGGCCCUCUCGGGUGGACACCUCCACAUACUCAUUCCGGUGCCACUGUCGCCGCCACUGUGAUCAAGGGCCAACUCCUCAGCGGAAUGAACGGUAACCCGCCCAAGGUUUACAGCGCCGGGGAGAGCUUCAACGAGCUUCCUGGUUGUCAUCACACCGUCAGCGACAAUCCCAGUGAAACUGAGGACACAACUUUCAUCGCUGUCAUGGUGAUUGAUACUGAGAUUGUUAAAAAGGGAUAUCAGAAUCUGGUGGUUUUAGAUAAGGAAUGGCAGUAA
Molecule: messenger RNA, 393 nt
Organism: Fusarium tjaetaba
Lineage: Eukaryota; Fungi; Ascomycota; Sordariomycetes; Hypocreales; Nectriaceae
Product: cupin domain protein
Exons: 2
Coding region: 1-393 (130 amino acids)
Source: RefSeq, a predicted model, not a curated record